CGAAAGGCCGUAAUAUCACCAUUAAUUCAAUAGGAUCCCUUCGUUCUCAUCGGCAAACCCACGCCUUUUCCGAAGGAAAUCCGAUUUGAAUUAAUCUUAUAACGACGUAGCCCGGCCAGCUACACUGAUUGCGACAGUGAUUGGUUGAGGAUUAGUCGUAAAGUGAAAACCCGUUAAGUUUAGACUAAUACAAACCGUUAAAAAGUGCACCGUGAAAAUAGAGUUCGUUAUAACAUUGUUAAAGAAUCACUGUGCUAAAAAUGAUGAAUUCCGAGAUGAGCAGCAGCAUGCACUCCGGCAGGCCCGAAAGCGAGUUUAGCAUUGAGUGCUUUCAGAACUACACUGCACCAGAAGUUUUCGUUCAGGGUUUGGCGGGUCUAGUGAACCAAACUGACGUUGAAGUGAUUAUAAGGGCACAGAAACAGAUGCUGCAAAGAUUCGAAAAGACCAACGAAAUGCUUCUGAACUGCAAUGCACUCAGCCAAAGCAGAUUGAAAAUUGCCAGUGAGGAUUUUAAGAAGCACACCAAACUACUUCAUGAUAUGAAGAAAGAUUUGGAUUACAUCUUUAAAAAAAUACGUAACAUUAAGACCAAGCUAGGUACACAGUAUCCGACCGCAUUUGCAGAAGCUGUAGCAAAAAACAAACCUAUAAGUUUUGAUGAGGAAGACGAGAUAGACACGGCGAGCCGUGCCGAGACGUUGGAUGAGCGUAAUAGCAACUGUCAGUCAAGAACAUCAACUCCAGUGAAACUGGCUACAGGUGAUGAAAAAAAGCUUUUGCAGAAACAAGGUUCUCAAAAAAAGAAAUCCAGCGCAUCGGGAGCUGGAGAAGGAACGACUACCGUAAGCUAUAUGAAGAUGGAACAAAGUCCAGAGAAUCGGAAGUCGGGUAAAACGACACCAAUUGAUCCCAAAAGAAGUUCCUUGCUGUCCACGAAUAGUAGUUCGACGGACAAUUCCAACGAUUCGUCGGAGUGUACCUCCGAUACUGGAUAGGACGAACGAGCAGCAGUAUAAGUGCGAUGAAAUCACAUGUUUGUCGAUUCAUUUGAACAGUUAAAAAUAUUCUAGUCUUAUUGCCUCUCUGAAACUUGUUUGGGCAUUCUCCUGACUUUUCGUAGCUGUGUUGUCAAAAUUAAUCACCAUGAGAUUAUAAUGAUUAGAUUAAUCACCAUGAGAUUAUAAUGUUAUUUAAUGCAUGAAAUUAAAAAAAAAUGUUUGCUGAACUUGAAAAAAGCUAAU
Molecule: messenger RNA, 1244 nt
Organism: Topomyia yanbarensis
Lineage: Eukaryota; Metazoa; Arthropoda; Insecta; Diptera; Culicidae
Product: kxDL motif-containing protein CG10681
Exons: 4
Coding region: 261-998 (245 amino acids)
Biological process (GO): lysosome localization
Cellular component (GO): BORC complex
Source: RefSeq, a predicted model, not a curated record